This is a messenger RNA of Glycine soja, 1488 nucleotides long. Its product is annotated as protein MAIN-LIKE 1-like. The coding region runs from base 1 to 1488 and encodes 495 amino acids. Gene Ontology annotation, biological process: meristem maintenance; meristem development. The transcript is spliced from 4 exons. Lineage: Eukaryota; Viridiplantae; Streptophyta; Magnoliopsida; Fabales; Fabaceae. The record is from RefSeq and is a predicted model, not a curated record.
AUGCGGAAGAAGUGUGGAAGGUUCUUCCGCGGAUUCCUGCGGAACAAGGUUCUACAGGAUCUUCCGCGUGAUCCAACAAAAGAAGGUCGUGCGUUAGGAGCUGGUAGAGGUAGAAGCAUUAGUGAGGAUGCGCAUGAAGCUGAUGUUCCUCGGUGUCGCAGGCCUACUGCUUCAGCACGUAGGCAAUGGGUUCGUCUGCGUGAGGACGUCACAGAGAGACCUGAGGAUGUGGCUCAGUUGCAUGAGGAUGUUCCUCAUGUGUCUGAUGCCACCCCAGAGAUGAUAGGCCUCGCCGAUGCUGUUCAGACAGAGGGAGUGGCUACUAAUGGGAGCUUGGGGUCACCUGCUGCAGAUGAGGGAUUCCCCGGUGGACCACGCGACCCAUCGACUUUGCUGAGCAUGUCGCACACAGCAUCUGGAGUGGACAGGUGUUCUGUUAUCACCAUUGAUCCUGGACUCAUAUCCGCUUUCGUCGAGAGGUGGCAUCGCGAGACUAGCACGUUCCACCUGCCAGUAGGCGAGUUGGCGAUCACGUUGGAUGACGUGGCGUCACUCCUACACAUUCCCAUCACUGGCGCGCUGCAUACGUUCGAGCUGCUGAUUACUUCAGAUGCGAUUGGUCUACUGACGGAGCUUCUUGAGGUUAGUCAUGAGGAGGCUACAUUUGAGACCCAACAGGCUGGUGGGCCUCAUGUCCGGUUGGGGUGGCUUCGGGACUUGUAUGAGAGCCAGUGCAGGGCCGGACGAUGGGUUGUAGCAGCCUGCAUGUAUCUACUCCACUUGGUGGGUUGUACUCUUUUCGCCAACAAGAGUUCAACCCAUGUACAUGUCGUGCACCUGGAGGCUUUCAGGGACCUGGCCCAGGCAGGGGGAUUCAUCUGGGGAGUGGCUACAUUAGUCCAUAUGUACGAGCAUCUGAACGACGCGUCGCAGGCCUCUACACGGCAGUUGGGCGGUUAUAUUACACUUCUCCAGUGCUGGAUAUACGAGCACUUUCCUACAGUGCAUACAUCCGUCGUUCAUGAUGCUUAUGAUGAGGGGAGCCCACGGGCCUGCAAGUGGCUUACGGGUAAGGCUCAUAUGACGGGGAUCAAGGGAGCCCCGUAUCGGAGACGUUUGGAUGCCCUGACUGUGACUGACGUGUGCUGGAUGCCCUAUGGUGAGCACCGGGGAGUUAGGGGCUUUGACUUGAUAUCGUCGUACACCGGCCAGCUCAGAUGGGGUCAGAUUGUGGUGUACGUUCGACCUGAGCGGGUUCUUCGACAGUUUGGCUACCUUCAGACGGUCCCUCCGCCGCCGGUUUGUGAUUCUUUGACGGGUGAUGAUAUAGAUGACCAGUGGCUGCAUUUUUCAGACCAUUUGGUGCCUUCAGGGGAGCUCUGUGUAGUUCCUGGACAGGUGGCGCCUGACUACAUGGAGUGGUUUUUUUGGAUAUCGCACCCAUUUUUCACGCGGACCGAGGAGACUGCUGCAUCAAGACAUGCCUAA